CUCCUUGGCAUGCUUCCCGCUCCACGCAAUACCAACAAUUCGUCAUUCCAUACAGCGCCAGCCACUCUAUCGGUAUGAUCGACCUCAUAUCUUCCCGCUUUUGGGCGUCUCAGUGCCCCUUUCGGACCCCAAAACGGCCACGCCGACGCUACCAACAUACAAAUCCCGUCACAAAAUUUUUCCCAAGCUCCCGCUGCGAGGUUCCUGGCGCCUGGAGACCACUGGCGUGGGGUAUAUAAGGUGGGUGCCGUACUCCAGUGGGGCCCCACGGUACGCUUCGCUGCGAUCUACCUUCCCCGGCUUCUUUGCACCGCUCCCUCUCGCCGACGCUAACAAUGGGCCACGACGAGAAGUACAUCAGCGAGAAGAGCGAAGAGUCGCGCAUCGAGAGUCAGGAGGACCUCGAUAUCAGCGUUCGCCUCGCGAACCCUCUCCGCAUCUUCUCGAGGGACCAGCUUGUCGAACGCGCUACGAAGUUCGCGGGGCAAUGCGAACGCCCCGAUCUCGCGGACACCUUUGUGAAGGGCGCCUUGGUGGCGGCGCACCCUGGACUAUACGAGGAAGAGCAGAUGCUCACCGAAGAGGAUAAGGUGUGGCUUAGGAGGGAGACCACCCACAAGUGGUCGCAGCCCAAAACGCUGUACUACAUGGUCAUCUGCUGCUCGCUCGCAGCCGCCGUCCAGGGCAUGGAUCAGAGCGCCAUCAACGGUGCGAACCUGUUCUGGCCGACCGACUUCGGUAUUCCCCCUCAGACGAACGGCGACACCCGGAACGAAUGGCUCCAAGGCAUCGUCAACGCCAUGCCCUACUUCGCCUGCUCCCUCUUCGCCAACUGGUUCACCGACCCGCUCAACCGUUACUUCGGCCGUCGCGGCGCUAUCUUCAUCACCUGCGGUAUCGCCUGCAUCACCUGCAUCUGGUCUGCUCUCACUGACUCUUGGUGGCACUUGAUGAUUGCUCGCGCCUUCCUCGGUUUCGGUAUUGGCCCCAAGUCCGCUACGGUCCCUGUCUACGCCGCCGAGUGCACGCCCGCGUCCAUCCGAGGCGGCCUCGUCAUGCAGUGGCAGACCUGGACGGCCUUCGGUAUCAUGAUCGGCUACGUCGCAGACCUCGCCUUCUACUACGUCCCCGACCACGGCAUCCAGGGCCUCAACUGGCGCCUCAUGCUGGGCUCCGCGUGCAUCCCGCCCCUCAUCGUCAUGGCGCAGGUCUACUUCUGCCCCGAGUCCCCGCGCUGGUACAUGUCGAAGAAGCGCUACGCGGACGCCUUCCGCUCGAUGCAGCGCCUGCGCAACGCGGACAUCCUCGCCGCGCGCGACCUCUACCUCGCGCACGAGAUCCUGGAGGCGGAGCACGAGGUGUCGUCGAUGAUGAAGCGCAACAAGGUCGUCGAGAUGGUCACGGUGGCGCGCAACCGCAAGGGUAUGAUGGCGUCCGGCCUCGUCAUGUUCAUGCAGCAGUUCUGCGGCAUCAAUGUUAUCGCGUACUACUCGUCGUCUAUCUUCAAGGAGGCUGGUGCCACCGAGUUCGCUGCCCUCGGCGCGUCGCUCGGGUGGGGCGCUUGCAACUGGCUCUUCGCGUUCCCGGCUAUCGUCACGAUUGAUACUUUCGGUCGCCGUCAGCUCCUCCUCAUCGGCUUCCCGCUCAUGUCACUCGCCCUCUGGUUCACCGGCGCCAGCUUCAACAUUCCAGCAGGGUCGACUGCGCGUAUUGCCUGCGUUGCCUUGGGCACAUACCUCCACUGCAUCGCCUACUCGCCGUCCGAGGGUCCUGUCCCCUUCACCUACUCCGCCGAGUCCUUCCCGCUAUACAUUCGUGAGAUCGGCAUGUCCUGGGCCGUCUCCGUUUGUUGGUUCUUCAACGGCGUGCUCUCGCUCACGUGGCCGCCGCUUCUGCGCGCGUUCACGAGCCAGGGCGCCUUCUACUACUACGCCGCGUGGAACAUCUUCGGCUUUGUCACUGUGUUCUUCUUCUUGCCCGAGACGAAGGGCCUCACACUCGAGGAGCUCGACGCCGUGUUCAGUGUCUCGAGCAGGAAGCAUGCUGCUUACCAGUUCCGCAUGAUCCCCUACUACGUCCAGCGGUACUUCUUCGGCAACAAGACCAUCGAGAAGGAGCCUCUAUACCCCCACGAGAAGAUGUCCCUCGAGGAGCGGAUGGCGCGCGGCACCUUCGCGCCCGCCGCCGCCGGUCACUAAGCGCUGUCCACUCACCGGACUUGCUGCUCGUAGCCGCGGCCCGCGUGUACGGAUGGUCGAUGUCGAGGAACUGUCCACCGACGCUCGCCGCUUUGUGCUCGCAGCGCGCACUGUCCCGCCCAGCCUACGCUGCGGCGGUUGUACUUUUAUGAUGUUUUGCUUUAUUCCAGGAGUAUUUAUCGGCACACUCUGUUGAUGAUACGCAUACUAGUUUUCGAGCUGUACUUCGAUGCGCGCGUAGCGCAGUUGCUACUCGAAUGAUGAUCUUCAUGAUAACGCUUUC
Molecule: messenger RNA, 2481 nt
Organism: Schizophyllum commune H4-8
Lineage: Eukaryota; Fungi; Basidiomycota; Agaricomycetes; Agaricales; Schizophyllaceae
Exons: 8
Coding region: 336-2198 (620 amino acids)
Biological process (GO): transmembrane transport
Cellular component (GO): membrane
Molecular function (GO): myo-inositol:proton symporter activity
Source: RefSeq, a predicted model, not a curated record